AAUAGAGAGAGAGAGAGAGAGAGGAAAAGCAAAUGCUGAAUCAAGUGAAUAAUAAUAUUUUUAUUCAUUCAUUUUAAUCUUUGUGUGUUACACAUAUGUUGACGUAUAUUUGUACAUAUUUGGUAUGAAUUAUUUGCUGGUGUGUUUGAUAAAUCACAAAGUGGUAUAGUUUAAUUGUCAAUUCAAUUCAUAAUUUGAUGUUGGUGUGAUUUAUCACUGUAAAUUGUUUUUGUUUAUUUUAUUAACAAGUGUGUCGAAAAAUUGAAUGGAAAUUUGUUUUUAAAUGAAAAACAUUGUGAUGAUGAUGAUGAUGAAUCAUUAAAUGUUUUUUUUAAUUGCAUUAAUAUUGGUCUAGGAAUAUUUGUAACAUGUUAACUUUAAUAUAAAUUUUUUAUUAUCAUUUAUUUUAUCUCUGUCAAAUUACAUGAGUUGUAUUUUUCUCUCUCUGGAUAUCUAUCAAGCAACAUAUUUCCUAAUUCAACAUUACGUAAAUUAAUACAUUGGCCGGUUCCAACAUAUUAUAUUCAAGUUAAACGCGUUAUGCAAAUUGUGAAACUCAAUAAGCUGGCUGAAUGUGAUUGUGAAAAAAUAACAAAAAAAGGAGGAAAAAAUAAUAACAUUUUGUUAUGAUUUUUAUUGGCAAAUGUGUUGGUUAAAAAAAAACAACAAUUUAUCAAAUAUUUGAGUGAAUUAUUGUUUGUUAUUUUUGAAUUGAUAAAUAAAUUAAAAAACAAGGUGAAAAAUAUAUAUAAUUUUAAUUAAAAGUGAUUAAAAUAAAAUUACAUUAAAAAUGCCACUUUUUGGUAAAAAAGAUUCAAAUAAAAAAAUGAAAAAAGAUGGAAAGGAUGAUAAAUCAUCAUCUGUUGAUGAUAAAUAUAUCCUCAAGGAAUUAUUGGGAACAGGAGCAUUUUCAGAGGUACGACUUGCUGAAAGUAAAGAAAAUCCUGGUCAAAUGUUUGCUGUUAAAAUUAUUGACAAAAAAGCAUUAAAAGGAAAAGAAGAUUCAUUAGAAAAUGAAAUAAGAGUAUUAAGAAGGUUCAGUGAAACAGUGACACCACAUAGUGUUGAUGGAUCCAUCAAGUCGGAUAGUAGUGGCGAAAGAGGAUGGUUGAAACAUCCAAAUAUUGUACAAUUGUUGGAGACAUUUGAGGACAAACACAAGGUCUAUUUGAUAAUGGAAUUAGUAACUGGUGGUGAAUUAUUUGAUAGAAUUGUUGAAAAAGGUUCUUAUACUGAAAAAGAUGCAUCAGGAUUGAUAAGACAAGUUUUAGAAGCUGUUGAUUAUAUGCAUGAACAAGGAGUUGUUCAUCGUGAUUUAAAACCAGAAAAUUUACUUUAUUAUAGUACAGAUGAAGAUAGUAAAAUAAUGAUAAGUGAUUUCGGUCUUUCAAAAAUGGAAGAUUCAGGAAUAAUGGCAACUGCUUGUGGAACACCUGGAUAUGUUGCCCCUGAAGUGUUGGCACAAAGACCAUAUGGAAAAGCAGUUGAUGUCUGGAGCAUAGGUGUCAUAUCCUACAUUCUUUUGUGUGGCUAUCCACCUUUUUACGAUGAAAAUGAUGCCAAUCUAUUUGCCCAGAUUUUGAAAGGUGAGUUUGAAUUCGAUUCACCUUAUUGGGACGACAUAAGUGAUUCAGCCAAGGAUUUUAUUCACAAACUCAUGUGCGUUAAUGUUGAGAAGAGAUACACUUGCAAACAGGCACUCGCACAUCCCUGGAUAUCUGGAAAUGCAGCAAGCGAUAAAAAUAUCCAUGGCACCAUAGGAAAGUCUCCCUGUUGUAUCAUGGUUCCAGCAAGCCUACCAUGCAGCCACGGUGAUUCGUCAGAUGCAGAGAUUGGCAUUGAACAGCGGUCAUCAACAGCCAUCGAGCCAGAUGUCACAACAACAUCAACAACAUCAACAACGACAACAGCAACAGCAACAACUAGGAACAUCAGGCCACCCCUCUACAGGCAGCCAAAUGGCAUCGCAGUCGCAACAACAACAACAACAACAACAACAACAACAACAACAGCAACAAAACAAUCGCCAUCGGUCAUCGAAUCCAAACAACUGCAAUUGAAAAAAAUACUUGAACCUUCAACAGUUGUAACAAAUAAUAAUAAUAAUAUACCUAAUGCUUCUUGCUCAUCACAAAUGUACUUUCGUCACAAGCGUUUUAAGCUUCCUUGGGAUAAUACACGUACUGCACUAUCAACGUUAUUAUUUCGUAAAAAUAAUACUGGCUAUCCAGUUAGAAAACAACAUAAACACAAAAAAUCGUGAAUCUCAUUUUUAAUUAUAUUAUAAUAUAUAUACUGUGUAUUUUCUCUCUAUAUAAAAUUGAUAUUAAUUAUUUUUUUUUUUUAUCUUUAUUUUUUCGUUUAAAUUGUUUAUUGUUCAUCAACAUUCCCUUAGAUUCAAUAUUACGAACAAUACAACGACAUAUCUCUGUAAUUAUAAAAUAAUUUAUAUUUUUAUUUUUCGUUAUUCAUGAAAAAAUACGAAAACUUUUUUUCUUUUUUUUUAAAUAGUAAGAGUAGAGUUACUGAUAUUUUUGGAUCAAUUUUUAGUUUGUUUCCAAGUGAAUGAUAUGAUAAUGUAAAAAAAUGAAAAAAAAAAUGAAACUGAUAAAUAACAGCUCACCAGUAAAUUUAAGAUAUUUUUUGAAACAAUUAAAAUGUGGUAAAUAAAACAGAGAAAAAAAAUGCAAAAAAAAACUUUAAAAUAUAAAAUUUAAAAAAAAAAAAAUUAAAAAAACUAUUAAAGGGUAUAUAGUAAUGUAAUUUAUGAUAAUUAUCAUGUCCCAAUUUGGGUUUAUUAUGCAAAAGCAUAUGCUUGUUGAUAAAACAAGAAAAAAAAAAAAUAUAUAUUAAUAAAGUUUGUCGAUGAAAUGUUGAUCAGACAAAAUAAAAUUGAUUAUUUGUGCUUCGUAUAAUUACUUAAAAUAUUUUAUGCUGAUAUUUAUAUGAAAAAUUGUAUGUACAAUGCACUAUACUUAUAAAUAGUCAUUACUAUAAUUACUAUAAUUACAAACAUGAAAGAAAAAAAAAUGAACUUGAUGCCAAGAUAAUUUAAAAAUAUUGCACAUUAAAUUUUUAAAUAAAUUCUGUUAAUCGAAAAUAAUGAAAAUAAUAUUUUUCCUGUUUAUUAAUAUUAUUUAAAUAAUAUAUAAUUAUUUUUUUAAAUUGCACAUGCCUAUGUAAAUAGUGCCAGAUAUAUUUUCCUUUUUUUUUUUUAUCUAAAAUCAAUUUAAACAGAAAUAGAAAAAUAUUAGCAAGCAAGUUGUGAAAGAAUGAUUGUGUUUCUAUAAAAUAAUCCAAAUAUGACACAAAUUAAUUGUAUGUAAUUUUUAUUAAUAACUUAAUCUAAAAUUGUUUAUUUUUUUUUUUUAAUUAUUGUUCAAAUUAUAACGAGUCAAAAAAUAUAUAUUUAAUUAUGUGAAUUUUUUCAGCGGUCCGUCCGACCAUUGGCCAUUGUUAAUUUAAAAAAUAAUAAUUAAUAAAAUUAAAAAAGUGUAAACAACAAUGUAUAAUAAAUCAGAUAAAUAUUCAAUAAUAA
Molecule: messenger RNA, 3538 nt
Organism: Aphidius gifuensis
Lineage: Eukaryota; Metazoa; Arthropoda; Insecta; Hymenoptera; Braconidae
Gene: CaMKI
Product: calcium/calmodulin-dependent protein kinase type 1
Exons: 10
Coding region: 791-2263 (490 amino acids)
Biological process (GO): protein phosphorylation
Molecular function (GO): calcium/calmodulin-dependent protein kinase activity; calmodulin binding; ATP binding
Source: RefSeq, a predicted model, not a curated record